Molecule: messenger RNA, 4026 nt
Organism: Eptesicus fuscus (big brown bat)
Lineage: Eukaryota; Metazoa; Chordata; Mammalia; Chiroptera; Vespertilionidae
Gene: DGKH
Product: diacylglycerol kinase eta
Exons: 31
Coding region: 78-3806 (1242 amino acids)
Biological process (GO): diacylglycerol metabolic process; lipid phosphorylation; intracellular signal transduction
Molecular function (GO): protein binding; ATP-dependent diacylglycerol kinase activity
Source: RefSeq, a predicted model, not a curated record
GAGGGAAGCGCAUCCAGCGUCCCCGGCGGCGGCCCGGUGCCGCGCGCUCGGGCGGCCGGCGGGCGCGGGCCGGCGCGAUGGAGCCGCUGCACGUGCGCCCCGCGCCUGGCGCCUGCAGCCCGGCCUGCGAGGAACCGGAGUCGGAGAGGAUGGCCGGGGCCGGCGGCCAGCACCACCCUCCGGGGGCCGCGGGAGGCACGGCGGCCGGGCCCAGCGCCGCGGUCACCCCCGCGGCUGCCUCGGCGGGGCCGGGAGAGGAUUCGUCCGACAGCGAAGCGGAGCAAGAGGGUCCUCAGAAACUGAUCCGCAAAGUGUCCACCUCGGGGCAGCUCCGGACCAAGACCAGUAUUAAAGAGGGACAACUGUUGAAGCAAACCAGUUCUUUCCAAAGGUGGAAAAAGCGAUACUUCAAGCUUCGAGGCCGUACACUUUAUUAUGCAAAGGACUCAAAGUCUCUGAUAUUUGAUGAAGUUGACCUCUCAGAUGCCAGUGUAGCUGAAGCAAGCACAAAAAAUGCUAACAACAGUUUCACGAUAAUCACUCCAUUCAGAAGACUAAUGCUAUGCGCUGAGAACAGAAAGGAGAUGGAGGAUUGGAUCAGCUCACUGAAGUCUGUACAGACCAGAGAACCUUAUGAGGUGGCCCAGUUUAAUGUGGAACAUUUCUCAGGGAUGCAUAACUGGUACGCCUGCUCCCAUGCCCGACCCACUUUCUGUAACGUGUGCCGAGAGAGCCUUUCUGGAGUCACCUCCCAUGGCCUGUCCUGCGAAGUAUGUAAAUUCAAGGCCCACAAAAGGUGUGCCGUGAGGGCCACAAAUAACUGCAAAUGGACGACGCUGGCCUCCAUUGGGAAGGACAUCAUAGAGGACGAGGAUGGGGUGGCUAUGCCUCACCAGUGGCUGGAGGGUAACUUGCCCGUGAGUGCCAAGUGUGUUGUGUGUGACAAAACGUGUGGCAGCGUUCUUCGUCUGCAAGAUUGGAAAUGCCUUUGGUGUAAAACAAUGGUACACACUGCCUGCAAAGACUUAUACCAUCCUAUAUGUCCACUUGGCCAAUGUAAAGUGUCUAUCAUUCCGCCAAUUGCACUAAACAGCACUGAUUCUGAUGGUUUCUGUAGAGCAACGUUUUCAUUCUGUGUUAGUCCUUUACUGGUUUUUGUCAACUCCAAGAGUGGAGAUAAUCAGGGAGUCAAGUUCCUUCGACGAUUUAAACAGUUACUAAAUCCAGCUCAGGUGUUUGAUUUAAUGAAUGGAGGUCCUUAUUUGGGUUUAAGAUUAUUCCAGAAGUUUGACAAUUUCCGGAUUCUUGUUUGUGGAGGAGAUGGAAGUGUAGGUUGGGUUUUGUCAGAAAUUGAUAAGCUCAACUUGAAUAAACAGUGUCAGCUUGGAGUGCUGCCUUUGGGUACCGGAAAUGACCUGGCCCGGGUUCUCGGCUGGGGUGGUUCAUACGAUGAUGACACUCAGCUUCCCCAGAUACUAGAGAAGCUGGAACGAGCCAGUACCAAAAUGCUGGACAGGUGGAGUAUAAUGACCUAUGAACUCAAAUUGCCACCAAAGGCUUCUCUACUUCCAGGACCUCCAGAAGCACCUGAAGAAUUUUAUAUGACAAUUUAUGAAGAUUCAGUUGCAGAUCAUCUUACAAAAAUCCUUAAUUCUGAUGAACAUGCAGUAGUCAUAUCAUCUGCUAAGAUACUAUGUGAAACUGUAAAGGACUUCGUUGCCAAAGUAGAGAAGGCAUAUGACAAAACGUUGGAAAAUGCUGUUGUAGCUGAUGCCGUGGCCAGCAAAUGCUCAGUCCUCAAUGAGAAGCUUGAACAACUGCUCCAGGCUUUGCGUACCGAUUCCCAGGCUGCGCCCGUUCUCCCAGGCAUCAGCCCUGUCCUUGUAGAAGAAGAUACAGUGGAAUCUUCGAGUGAAGAGUCCUUGUGUGAAAGCAAGGAACAACUCUUGGAUGACACUACAAAACCUUCCUCCCAGAAAGCAGUGAAACCAAAGGAAAUAAUGUUGCGGGCAAAUAGUUUAAAGAAAGCAGUGAGGCAAGUCAUUGAAGAAGCCGGAAAAGUUAUAGAUGACCAGACAGUUCACCCCUGUGAGCCAGUUAAUCAAUCAUUCGAUUAUGAUAGUACAGAAACAGAUGAAUCUAAAGAAGAAUCUAAAGAUGAUGAUGCAAAAGAGUCAUUAACUGUUAAAACUGCACCUCGGUCUCCAGAUGGCCGGGCAAGUCGUUCCCAGACGGACUCUGGCCCUGGCCCAACUGUGGCAGCCAGCAAAGAAAACCUCCCUGUGCUCAACACCAGAAUAAUCUGCCCAGGUUUAAGAGCAGGACUAGCUGCCUCAAUUGCUGGGAGUUCUAUUAUCAACAAAAUGUUACUAGCGAAUAUUGAUCCUUUUGGUGCAACGCCAUUUAUUGACCCAGAUCCAGACUCAGUAGAUGGAUAUUCAGAAAAAUGUGUCAUGAACAAUUACUUUGGGAUUGGAUUAGAUGCAAAAAUUUCAUUAGAAUUUAAUAAUAAGAGAGAGGAGCACCCUGAAAAAUGCAGGAGCCGAACUAAAAACUUGAUGUGGUAUGGAGUCCUUGGAACUCGGGAGUUAUUACAGAGAUCAUACAAGAAUUUAGAACAGAGGGUUCAGCUUGAGUGUGAUGGACAGUAUAUUCCUCUCCCCAGUCUGCAAGGAAUAGCAGUAUUGAACAUUCCCAGCUAUGCCGGAGGCACUAACUUUUGGGGUGGAACUAAAGAGGACGAUAUAUUUGCUGCACCAUCAUUUGAUGACAAGAUCCUGGAAGUCGUUGCAAUAUUUGAUAGUGUGCAAAUGGCGGUUUCAAGGGUCAUUAAACUACAGCAUCAUCGAAUAGCCCAGUGCCGUACAGUAAAAAUCACUAUAUUUGGUGAUGAGGGAGUCCCAGUGCAGGUGGAUGGUGAAGCAUGGGUUCAGCCUCCAGGGAUUAUCAAAAUUGUGCACAAAAACAGAGCUCAGAUGCUAACAAGGGACAGGGCUUUUGAAAGCACUUUAAAAUCUUGGGAAGAUAAGCAGAAGUGUGAUUCUGGUAAACCAGUUAUUCGAACCCAUUUGUACAUCCAACAUGCUGUUGACUUGGCAACGGAGGAGGUGUCUCAGAUGCAGCUGUGCUCCCAGGCUGCGGAGGAGCUCAUUACGAGGAUUUGUGAUGCAGCCACAAUCCACUGUCUCUUGGAGCAGGAACUGGCCCACGCUGUGAAUGCUUGCUCCCACGCACUGAAUAAAGCCAAUCCCCAGUUCCCAGAGAGUCUUACGAGAGACACUGCCACUGAAAUAGCCAUCAAUGUGAAGGCACUAUAUAAUGAAACGGAAUCUUUACUGGUUGGCAGAGUCCCUUUGCAGCUGGAAUCCCCACACGAGGAGCGGGUGUCCAGUGCCUUACACUCUGUGGAGGUGGAGCUGCAGAAGCUAACAGAGAUCCCUUGGCUUUAUUACAUCCUCCACCCAAAUGAGGAUGAGGAGCCGCCUAUGGAUUGCACCAAGAGAAACAGCAGAAGCACAGUGUUUCGCAUAGUGCCAAAAUUUAAAAAGGAAAAGGUUCAGAAGCAGAAGAUAAGUUCACAGCCUGUUCAGAAAUGGGGCACAGAGGAAGUUGCUGCUUGGCUGGAUCUGAUCAAUUUGGGAGAGUACAAAGAAACCUUCAUCCGUCAUGACAUCAGAGGGGCUGAACUUUUGCAUCUGGAAAGGCGAGAUCUUAAGGACCUGGGGAUAUCGAAAGUGGGUCAUAUGAAGCGAAUUCUCCAGGGAAUUAAGGAGCUUGGAAGGAGCACUCCCCAGUCUGAGGUGUAAUCAUAUUGGUGCUAUUCCUUAGAAGGGAAGUAAUUGCUAUUGAAUACAAAGGCCUUGGAAGCAGUUGACUGUUCUAUAGUUUUCUGCCCAGAUAAGUAAGCACCACUGAAGCACCUCCAUGGCUUGAUAUUUUGCCGUUGGUGAAAAUUUUGAUUUGAGGUAUUAGAAAAUAUUUUUGUGUCAAAAAAUACAUUCCACAAAGCUAUUUUCUUACUGUGCA